Molecule: messenger RNA, 630 nt
Organism: Ornithodoros turicata
Lineage: Eukaryota; Metazoa; Arthropoda; Arachnida; Ixodida; Argasidae
Exons: 5
Coding region: 29-586 (185 amino acids)
Source: RefSeq, a predicted model, not a curated record
CUACGAAGCUGCGAGUCAGUUGGUCUACAUGUACCCAGCUCUGAGGGAUGCAUCAGGAACAGGAUUUAAUGGUCCAGCUUUGACAGCAAGCCCUCCAAAUGAAACUUUUCAUGAAAGGUUGGCAUGGCUACGAAAUGAAAAGCCAACUGUACUGGAGGUUUUGAGGAGAUACCCUUCUCUCGCAACUACCAGUGGGAUCCAUGAGGAGUUUUCACAGCACAGUGGGAAAAAUGCUGUGAAAGAACUGCUUUGGCUGCUCAACACCAAGGCAGAGAGCAUAAUACAGCUUGCCAGGAAGAGGAAAAGUGGGGCCAGUGUGGUUUCGCUUGUAAAUGAGAAACUUAAGGAGGUUUCCUGCCAGAGUGAGCAAAAAUAUUGCUACUCAGUUGGUGCUAUCUAUGCACUUUCUCAUAUCUUGAAGGAAAGCGCAGCUGCAAUGUUCACUUCUGAGGAGAAUGCUGUUUACCCGACGAUUAUCAGCCACGACCCUUUCAAGUUCGAGUCAUGCAGUGUCGCUGUAGAAGGUAGCAGGUAUGAAGUCGACGACACCUUGGCUGCAAUAGCUACAGCAUUUGAGCUGUACUGAGUUUUUAACCUUGAAUAUGCGCCAUCAUUGAAACGAACAUGGAC